Messenger RNA from Carya illinoinensis, 987 nucleotides. RefSeq names its product 50S ribosomal protein L17, chloroplastic. The record is from RefSeq and is a predicted model, not a curated record. Gene Ontology annotation, molecular function: structural constituent of ribosome. Bases 134 to 784 code for a protein of 216 amino acids. NCBI's taxonomy places the organism in Eukaryota, Viridiplantae, Streptophyta, Magnoliopsida, Fagales, Juglandaceae. Gene Ontology annotation, biological process: translation. Gene Ontology annotation, cellular component: cytosolic large ribosomal subunit; ribosome. The transcript is spliced from 2 exons.
CCCCAUGUAAGAAUUCCGAAACAUCUUAUCCAACUCAGAACAACGAAGAAUUUAGCGGCACUAUAAUUCCCCCAUCCCCUUAUCCCUUGUUUGUUUGUCUGGUAGAACAAGGAACAUCAUCGUCCACGCAGGAAUGGCAUCCUUCUCGUCGGGCUUUUGCUGUGCAAUUACUGGCACUAGUAAUGGCAGCAACAAUAGGUGGAGUAUGGCAACUCUGAGAUCAGCCCUCCCGCCUUCGGUUCCUCUUCGUCCACCUCCUUCAUCGCGCUUCCCGAGGAUGGCCGCCGCGUUUCAGCCUAAGUCCAAAUUGGCUCUGCGGUCUUACACCGGACUCGCUCCUCUUCAAUCCCUUCCAUUCCCCAUUGCUUCUCCAGAAUUUAGCAGCUUUAGCCAUUGUUUUAAAAUCAUUGACAAUGGGGGUCGAGUCUUUGCCAUGAGACAUGGGAGGCGAGUACCCAAACUCAAUAGGCCCCCUGAUCAACGUCGGGCACUACUUCGUUGCCUCACAACCCAACUCCUCAAACAUGGCCGCAUCAAAACGACUAGAGCAAGGGCAAGUGCAAUGAGGAAGUAUGUUGAUAAGAUGAUCACAUUGGCAAAGGAUGGAUCUCUUCAUAAGAGGAGACAAGCUCUUGGCUUCAUUUACGAGAAGCAGAUUGUACAUGCCUUGUUUGCGGAGGUUCCAGACAGGUAUGGGGAGAGGAAUGGAGGGUAUACGAGAAUUAUAAGAACUCUGCCGAGGCGAGGGGAUAAUGCACCUAUGGCCUACAUUGAGCUUGUCUAGAUGCGAUCAUAUAUGCGCGUGGACUAGUACUGUCCCUGCAUGAAUCAGCUCGGUGAUGUAUUUUGCAAUGAAAGAUGUUCUAAUGACUGGUUAUCCAAUUCCUGAUGUUUUUGAAGUUGCAGUUUAGUUUUGGGUAAUGUUCUGUGUGAUGACAAAUGCUCUAACGAACUGAUCAUCUGAAUCCAGAUGUUUUUGAAGUUGCA